Messenger RNA from Penaeus chinensis, 10640 nucleotides. RefSeq names its product cytoplasmic polyadenylation element-binding protein 2-like (gene orb2). Gene Ontology annotation, molecular function: mRNA regulatory element binding translation repressor activity; mRNA 3'-UTR binding; translation factor activity, RNA binding. Gene Ontology annotation, biological process: negative regulation of cytoplasmic translation. The coding region runs from base 144 to 1934 and encodes 596 amino acids. The record is from RefSeq and is a predicted model, not a curated record. The transcript is spliced from 10 exons. Gene Ontology annotation, cellular component: nucleus; neuron projection; synapse. NCBI's taxonomy places the organism in Eukaryota, Metazoa, Arthropoda, Malacostraca, Decapoda, Penaeidae.
GGGGGACCGGGGUCAGGCGUAGUGGGGGGCCCGGAGGAGGGGGGGGUCUGGUGGAGCCUACGCCGCUGCCCAACUCUCUCACCUCCUCCGUGGCCUCCCUGUGGCCGCCCUCGUCCGUGGACGACGCCCUCCUGCAUUCGGCCAUGCCCACCAUCAAUGGCUCUCUGGCAUUCCAUGGCUUGGGCCCCAGCAACCCCGGGGGGCCGGGAGCGGGUGGGCCUUCACCCCUCUUCAGCACCAGUCUCGGGCCACAGCUGGGGCUGGGCCCAACAGCACCGCAAAAUCCGCAGCAGCGUAGGAACAUGCAGCAGCCAGCCCCCAACUUCCCAGGUCAGGCCCGGCCCCAGUCAUUGGGUUCUGCGCCUGGUCCGCAGGGGCCAUUCCUGCCCAACAAAUACCCCUCGUCGUGGUCGUCGGGGCUAGGCUCGCAAGGCAGUGCCUGGUCACCUGGCCCCUCCCCCCAGGGCAACUCAGGGGGGCCCGGAGGAGGGCCAGGGAACGGCUCAGGCGUUCCCCCCCUGCCGUGGUCAGCCCGCGGAAGGGGAGGGAUGGGAAGCAUGGGUGGCAUCAGCCCCUUGGGUCACAACCUGGGCAGCAUGUCGUCCCAUGUGUCAGUGCCAAGAAAAACCUCAAACCUACCCAACACGCAAUCCAUGGUCAUGAACAAAUUCCGACGUUCAACGAGCUAUCCUGGAAAGGGGCCCUUCCCCAACCCUCCUUCCUUCGAGAUCACCGGAGUCGACGACGGCGGCUUCCCACGCGAUCUGCUUCAGUUUCCGCAGGACGCGCGCAACGGCACGGGCAACGGCACGGGCCCGCUGGACAACAUGCGCGGCUUCGAGCACUGCCUGAACGACAUCAUGAGGGCCGACCCGCACGACCACAUCAAGGGUUUCAUGAAUUGCGGCAACAACACUCUGCAAGCUCUGGCACAGUUGCACGGCCGUGGAUACACUCGUAGGAGAGGUAAAGGUGGCUUCCUAGGCAUGGAGGAUGGCGGAGUCCUUCUGGACGAUGGGCACCUGGUGGAUGGCCUCAGUGCCCCCAUCCCCCUGCCCUCACCCUCCCGCUCCUCCCCGCGCUCUCAGGGCUCGGAAAACGGCGAGCGCUUCUCGCGGAAGGUCUUCGUUGGAGGACUCCCGCCAGACAUCGACGAAGAGGAGAUAACAGCAAGUUUCCGUCGCUUUGGUCCCCUGGUGGUGGACUGGCCCCACAAGGCAGAGAGCAAAUCCUAUUUCCCUCCCAAGGGGUAUGCCUUUCUCCUGUUCCAGGAUGAAAGCAGCGUACAACAGCUAAUAGACGCCUGUAUUCAAGAUGAUGACAAACUGUACCUGUGCGUGUCGUCGCCCACCAUCAAGGACAAACCUGUUCAGAUCCGGCCCUGGCGACUCUCCGACGCAGAUUUCGUCCUCGAUGCCUCGCUUCCUCUGGAUCCUCGCAAGACAGUGUUUGUGGGAGGAGUGCCGAGGCCUCUCAAAGCUGUCGAACUUGCAAUGAUAAUGGACCGUCUGUAUGGUGGAGUGUGUUACGCAGGGAUCGACACAGACCCUGAGCUGAAGUAUCCCAAGGGGGCAGGACGAGUUGCUUUUUCUAACCAGCAAAGUUAUAUUGCUGCCAUUAGUGCCCGAUUUGUUCAAUUACAACAUGGCGAUAUUGAUAAAAGGGUUGAGGUAAAGCCAUAUGUUCUAGACGACCAAAUGUGUGAUGAAUGCCAGGGUGCACGUUGUGGGGGAAAGUUUGCCCCCUUCUUCUGUGCCAAUGUAACCUGCCUGCAAUACUACUGCGAACACUGUUGGCAGACUAUCCACUCCCGGCCGGGACGCGAAUUCCACAAGCCGCUAGUCAAAGAGGGCGCCGAUCGGCCCCGCACCGUACCAUUCAGAUCUCCAUGGCGGUGGCACCGAGAACCUGGAUGGUGCCUGACAAACAAGUAAAAAGAAGAAAUUUGCCAUAAAUUAGCGACCACCCCAAUGCCUGCCAACUGCUGUGGGCGCAAAUAAAAGAUAAAAAAAAAGAAAAGAAUGAAAGAGAAAGAGAAAAAAAAGGAAAAGGAUAUCAAGAAAACUUCAAGCAACUGAGUCAAGCAGUCCUCAAGCAAAGUCAGUAAUUCCCCACUACCCCCCUCCCACUGGAUGCCUCUUUUAUAUCUCACAUCCAACACUGUAAGCAAAAGCCAUUAUUUACCACUAUCAAAAAAAUGUCAACAAGCAAAACCAAACAAAACACAAAAAAAAUAUAUAAUGAUAAUAAUAAAUAAUAAUAAUAAUAAUAAUAAUGCCAUGUUCGUUGUGGCGUGUAAUAGGAGCUUCACGUGUCUCUGUGUGUGGGUGAACCAAAGUGUGCCGUAGACUAAUUGUCAGCCCAGUGCUUAUCCCCAGAGGCUUAGCUCUUUCUUCCACAUGAUGGCCAUUGGAUAGCAUUGCUCACUUGUGAUAGAACGAUGUUUGUACACUCUCUUUUUCUAGCUGGGCCAGAUUUUUCUACUUCGCAGUUUUUUCAUCAACAACUGGCAGGAGAAGCACACGGGCUGAUAAUUCUGACGUAGUUUUAACCCAUUGUAGUAAAAAAAGUUAAAAAAACAAGUUUCUGUACAACGGAAAUAUUUGUAGUGUCUUUCACAAGCUUACCCACAGAAUGGCUUACUUGCUAAACAGUGAGAUAUACAAAAAAUAUACAGCCAACUUAAUCAUUUUCUCAGAUGUCAACAUAAGUCAGCCUUGUUCCAUUAUUGUGUAAUAAGAGUUUUUCAAAAUUCAUUGUGCGACAUAACCCCAAAGAUUACUAUGGUGCAUAUGUAAGCAUUAUUACUGUAAUGUAAUAGGAUGGUGUUUUAUAAUUUUUAAUAUCAGUAUAGUUACGGCUUGUGCUUCAGUGCUAUUCAAAUAUAUAUAUUAAUAACUGAUAGGAGAUGUUUUCCUAGAGAGCAGAGAAGUCUGUAACUUCUUUGGGUCAGAAGAUAUGAUGAUAAGAUCAGUUAUCUCCAAUUAUUUUUAGACAUUUUCUGUGGCGACGACGUACAUGGUCCCAUCUUAGUAUGGGCCACAUCAACCAGUAUCUUCUUAUAACCCUAAGAGUCAUGGACCAUCACUGGCUCAGAAGUACAUGUCUGACUCUGCAGAAGUCUGUACAACUUAUGAGGUAGUUCUGUGUGAUGUGCCAGCCUGAUUUGACCUGUUGUUUGUAUCCUAAUGAAGCAGAUUUUCUAUUUUGAAGUGAUAGAAAAUGAACUUCGUGGACAUUAGACUCUUGAUUCAACAUAGCUGAUCACAUCAUACAUUAAUUGAAGAUGCAGGAGACCAAUGUAGAGGGAAGGCUUACCUUGACUUGCCUGUUGUAACAUCAGAUUUGUUUGCUCUGGAAGUAUGAGUCAAAGAGGAGGGCAAAUUGCUUUUUAAUUCUAAAAGAGAGGGAAAAAUAAUAACAACUAUUUGAUUGGUAGUAAGCAUUUAAUGUAAAUUUUAAGGUAGGCACAAAGAUUCUGUCCAUCAACAAUGAAGCUUGAAGGCUUAAAUACUAUUGGAAGUGGGUCUGUGGCAGUCUCCUGCUGUCUAGGCUGUAGUCAGUGGCAGGUUAAACAUUAUUCAAGGCAAGCCUCGGGGAUCCCCUUGGCUCUAGGAAUCCAUAGGUACUGUACUUUUGGGGCUGUCAAGGACAAGGCAGUUGAUAAAAAAUGUCUUGGUUACUAAAUACCUCUGUAAGCCAUGUCCAAUAUCUCUCUUUUCCCCUGCAAGUUAUUCUUUGCAUUCUGGCUUGUGAUGUAUUAACUGCUAUGGCCUGGAUACCCCAACCCAUACCACUGUGUCGUGCUGCAGCUGUUGGUUACUCUACAAACACUUUUUUUACAUCUUUUGUCUGUAAUACCCGAUACCUCAGAACCCUUGAACCUACUUCACAUGUGCAUAUUCUUUUGUACUUUCUCAACUGUCUCACUCUGGCUGUGCUUUUAAAAACUAGAAUGUUCUGACUCUUUUACUGAUAUCCAGCAAAGCAUGGCAAAUCCCCUUGAAAUAAUUCAGGUAUCAGCAAUUGUAGAAACUGAUGAUUUUUGUAGAAGUACUUUCAAGUUCAACUGGUACUGUAAUAAAACAGGAUUUAACAAAAGCAGCCAAAUCAUAACAAGAAAUCCUAUGGUAAACAAAGUGUCCACACCUUCUUUAUACCGAGAAUGACAGUCAGUGUACUUACUUUUAUACUUCAUCUGCUCUAGCCUGAUAGAGUAGCCAUCAGCAUUGUGCGUGUGUGAUAUGCAGAUUUUUGCACUAGGAUAAUUUUGAUCCAUAUAGAAUUUGUAUUUUUGCGUGUUUGAAUUUUGAUACUGUCCUUGUUAGUAAGUUUAUCAUCUAGCAUAUGCGGGUGUUUUUGUGACAAGUUAACAGUUCUAGUUUUUUUGUCUUUUGCUGUUACUAGUACUGUGUAAGAAAAGACCUGCAACUUUUGUAGGGAUUAAAAAAACUUUGUAGCUAAAUAGUUGAGACUGUAAUACUGUCUCUAUUACAGUUUCACAUAUAGCUUGCUUGCGAAGUUAAACACAGAAUGAAGAUAUAGAUUGCAAUGAUGUAUGCAGAGGACUCCUUAAAUGUGAAGUGGUUGAAACUUUGCCAGUUAAGAGAUUGGCGAGCCAGUGACUUCGUGUUGAUAAAUUGAGGGGCAAUCAACCCUUGCCUCAUAAAGGGGAUCAUUGCAAAAAAAGAGAGAGCGAGAGAUUGAGAGAGAGAGAGAGAGAGAGAGAGAGCAAGAGAGAGAGAGAGAGAGGGAAAAAAUAAGAAAUAUAAUUCUGCAUGUUAUGUAUCUUUAGCGUGGUCAUUCUUGUCGAAUUAACUGGCUUGUCAUAUUGACUUGAUCUCCUAUUUUAUGAAAAAAACCAAAGAAAAUAGCACACAACAUUGGCUAAGCAAUGUGGAGACAACAUAUCCUGACCCAGAUUUUAUCACGGUGAGACUCUUAGGGCAUUCAGUCACCUCCCCUGAGGACCUUGUCUGCAAUAUGGCGGAAUUUGAUAAUUUGCGUUCGCCUCAUUUCAUAGAGGCUGGGUAACACUGUACAUAGACUCAUCCCCAUUUCAUAUCCAUUUGAAUACAUGAUUGCAUUGUGUCGCUAGUGAGUGUAGAUUUACAUGUAUUUUUAUUAUGAUAUUUUCAUUUCAAAGAAGACAUAGGCAGUUAUAUUUUUAUGUUGUCAUUUUCUUGUGUAUCCUUUCUUAAUGGAAAUGCAUGAUUUUUAUAUUAAUGAAGUGUUAUGUCUUUUUGCUGGCUUUUAAUUGAUGGAUGUACAGUAUAUAGCUGAGGUGAACUUUUUGAUAUUUGUACAUACUAUUUUUUUACUGAACCGUCUGUGGAAGAGACUCUACCUGCUCAAUGUGAGAAUUUGGGGUUGGGGCGGUAACUGGGGAGGUGAUUGUGCGCAGUGAAUGCCCUUUGAAAUCUCGUAUAAGAGCAAUAGUGGGGUCGGAUGGCAUGUCCAUUUCUAUUUUAGAAAAAUGUGAAAACAUGUUUAAAAAAAAAUUUUUACACACUUUUCUAGAGGUUUGACUUGGGGACUUUCAGAAAACUUUAUAUACUAUUGCUUUCUCACUAUGAAUAGUAAAUAUGAAUGCAUUCAUAAGCUUUUUUCAUCUUUUGAGUGAAAUGCUACACUCAAGACUUAGGUAGGAAUAUUACACAUGUACUUUAAUCUUUUUCCUUGAAUCUAAAAAUAGUCAGAACUGGGUUAGGUUUAGACAAUCAGAAUUCAUAGGGUUCCUUGCCCUCCCUUGGUUUUUUUUCAUGGAAGAGAUGGCUGUUGAUGACCAGAAGGUAAAGUGCCAUGAUACCAACUAGCCCAUACCAAGAACAAGAAGGUGGCGAGGGCAGAAAAUAGUCCGAGUGUGCUGGCCUGUCCGAUGUUUCAGCAUGAAUCCCGUCGUGGAUUUUUUACGUCUUUGAAUUUAUUAUUCAAGGCUCGGUGUGAUUCUUAAUAUUUGUGACUUUUGAGUUUUUAUAUAUAUUUGUAGUCUCCAUGGAGGUGUCUAGUCAGCAUUAUUGGUGUAACUGUGAAAUAGCUGUUGUUCAACAUCAAGGGGGCUUUGAGUUUGUAGCACGAUCUCAGUAACUAACAUUCUGCAUUGUUUCUCAAAGCCCUCUUCUGACCUUACUGCAGUAUAAACAAGCUAAGCAAAUCAGUGUUGAGAAUACUUGCAGCUUUGUCCCUUAGCUUUUUGGCUCCCGUUCGGAGAUUCAGGUGGAAUCCUUAUUCCAAAAGAAAAUUGGUAUAUCUGUAAAGUCUUGAUGGUUUUAAGCUCUUUGCUUUACUGCCUUGAUUUCAAUAUAAUUAGAAGAAAGAACUAAACUAUAUUGCUUGCAGUGUUUAGGUUUUAAGAUAUCUUCAGGUUUAUGAUGUUUUUUUCUUCUUUUUUUCAUUACUAUGGCAAAAGAUCUGAAGUUUUUUUUUUUUUUUUAGGGAGUUUUAUAUACUGAAGAAAUAAAUUAAUGGGCUUUCCGACUAAGCAGAGUUUAUAAUUGGCAAUUAAUUGUUGAACAUGGUCAAGAGAGCCACUGUACACUGAUAUUUAUUUAUACUUCAAAACUACUGUACUUGGCUCACAAGUUAAGGUUUCUCCAUGUAAUUAAAGUUCAGCCAUCUCUUCCCCAGGACUGUUAUCUCUCUCUCAUCCACAUUUCCCUACUUAUUAUCUCUUCCCUUGAUUAUUAUUCUAAAAUGCUAUUACAACAUUGUGUGUUUGCUUAGUUUCUCUCCUAAACCACUGUGAAUAGUACAUGUCACAGUAACCAUUCUUCUGAACUGUAGGCUGACAGGCAGUGAGUGUUGUUACUGUUCACUGGCCGAACUAUAGUCACUUAACCACUGUAUUAUUAGGCAGGCUCUGGAAAAUGCUUUGUGUAAUUUCUUUUAUUCUUUUUUUUUUUUUUUUUUUUUUUUUUUUUGCGUUUGUUGUCUCUCUCCCCCACUAUGUUAAAUUUCUUACCAUUUGAGAAUACUUUAUCGCUGUCAAACAGUUUUUCUGCUUGCUUCUGGAGGCUGCAGUAUCUGUGCAAUUGGCCAUUAGCUCCUGGUGCUGAAUUUCAAGAGUCAUAUGGUGUUAGUAUUUAAAAGUGAGAAGAACUAGAAAAUAAUCCCAGGGAAUUUUUAUUACAAAUGCUUAUUUAUAUAUUUUUCUUUCAAGAUAACCAGAUGAGGUGUGUGUGCUGCCUUUGGAUCCAAAGUAAUGCUUUUAUCACCUUCUUUUCUUCUAAGCAUGCCUUGCAUUAGCUUUAACUUUAUAUAUCUCACGGAUAUGUUCUAUUUUACAGAGUAUUUUUCUUUUUAUAAUAUACAGUUUCUUGCAUAAUGGAGUAAUUGAUAUUUUUUUUAUAGUUUCCAGAUUAAAAUGUAUUUAUUCUUUCUUCUUAUUGUUGUUCAAGUUUACUAUUUCAAUAUUGCUUCUGAAGGUGUGAGGGAUGGAAUAGGAAGUGUAACAGUGGAAGAGAAAAGAUAUAUAUGUAAUAUUUUAAUGUACCAAAAAGUUUUUUUUGGUAAGGCAAGGUACUCAAUACAGCAUCAUUAAUUACCUUACCGAUCCUUUGCAUGUUUCUAACGAGAUUUCAAGUGAUAAGAAAUAGUCAUAGUGAAUUUUCUUUCUUCCAUUUAUCUAUGAAACAAUAUGUAAAACAUCAUAAAUGUAUAAACUGCAUAUAAAAAUUAUCAAGGUAAAUUAGUUUUCUGAUCCAUACAAUUCCGAUCCUUUACUUUUCCGAGCGAGUCCCUGUAGGGUCAGGUACAAGCACUUGUACAUCUAAAUGUACUUGUUAAACAGGUAUGAGUGUUAGAACAGAGUGAUAGUAACUGGGUGUUUGCUUUGCUGAGUUUAACAAGUUGUAUAACUUGCAAAAUCAAUAUGGUUAAUUUAUUUUAUUCACUGUACUGUUCAAAUGCCCUCAUUUAAUGUAAGCAUAACUAGUGCCUGCCUGUAAUUGUGUUUGGUGAGAAACUACUGUAUGUCUAUUAAAGAUUUGAUACACUUUCCUCAGCUCUUUGAACUAAAGCAGAGAAGAGAGCCAGCUACAAUAUGUGCAAGAUGGUUGACCUAGUUUCUUAGAAGAAAACCUAACCAAACUCUACUUUUGAAGUUGGCAGAUAUAUAAGGAUCAAGCAGCUGAGGAACGUGUUGCCAUAUUUUUGUGAAACAUGCAGAAUAAUUGUAACAAGAAAAGUGUGAUACGAGGAGAUCACUCACCUAUACCCAUGUCGAGGUCCUGUUUCCAUGUAUGUGAUUGUUAAAGUAGUCAUGUUUUAUACUUGUUUUUGCUUUUAUAGAUAUUUUUUUAAUUUUUCUAAUUUAUACUUAGUGUUAUCUUGUAACCAAAGUUGUUGUAUAUGUUUUGCAACUUUUGUAAUAGUACUGAUGAUGAUAAUAUCUUAACUUAGAAGAUGGUUAAUGAAGGGGUUGAAAAGCUUACAGAAUUCACUAGUCUCAUUAGGGUAUGGGAAGUUUAGCAUCAUUUGCAUUUUCAGUCGCUAAGUCUACCUGCAAAGCUUGCUUGUGAGCAGAUCCAUAAAUAGACCCUGGAUUUCUGUUAGGUCCAAGGAUGGUAUAGGAAAGUUUUAAUAGUAAAGAUGUUCCUUACAUGUUGAUCCAUCCUGUAUCAGAGACUUUCUUAUUAGCUAUUGCAAAUGUACUUGAGGAAUGCCAGGGCCUGCAGCUGUGCUGUAAUGGUUUUACAAUUUAACAUCGUUUUUCUGCUUUUUAUGAUAUAGUAGAGAUUUUUGCUAAUCUCCUUUUUGUAAGAGUGUCUACAAUGUACAGUAGCUACCAUGAUGGCGCAGAAGUCUCGGUAAGGAGGCAGCGUCCUGCAUGAUGCCACAAACAGGGAAUUGUGGGAGUCACCUGAAGGAUGCAAAGUGCCCAAAACCUCUUAAAUUGUGUGAUAUACAACACACCCUUCAGUCAACCACACCAUGUCGAAUGGUGAAUCAUCUAUUGGCCAUUUUUAUAAUCUUAAUUCUUAUUUAAUUCUUAACACAUUAGUAGUAAUACUGACAAUUUUUAUUGUCUGCACAGAAAUUAAAAUUGUUAUAACUUUUUAUAGAAUUUCAUCAAAUCUGAUGUCACCUCUUAAGCAACAAGUUGUUAUAUGCUCAGGUACAAGAAUGGUGUAAACCUUUGCAACAUUUGCAAACUGUAAAACAAAAAUUUAUAAUAUUAAUAUGCUGUAUACUUCCCUGGACAAAGACUUAUGUAAUAUCAAAAUUGGAUGUUUUAUGUUCCCAUGCAUGUAUAAAGGAGGAGGCAAUGUUUGUUGUUUAAUGAUAGAAAUAUUGUAAAAUUAUUUUUGUUUGGGAUUAUUUUUGUGCAUUGAACACUAGAAUCCUAGUUGAGGGCAGUGUCUCUCUAUUGGCAGCCCAGGUAACCCAUUUAGUCACUUUACCUGAGAAAUUAUCAUGUAUAUGAGUAACCGGUAUAUAAAUAAUACAUUAUAUAAUUUAAGCAUAUAUAUCUAUAUAUAUUGGGUAAAAAAAAGGCUGUCAGUAGGGACUCACUCCCUGCUCAUGUCAGUGGUAGGCGGAAGCUGGCGAAGAGACAUGGUGGAGCAUCCCCAAUAGUACACGAUGAUUGCUACUAUUAUCAUUACUAUAAUUAUUACUACUAUUACAGCUGCUACUGCUGCUAUUGUGCCCAAUCCUGAAAGCCACCGUAGGCCUGCCAGCUGUGAGAGGGUUUGAUAUACAAUGUUUCAUCAAGUUGAAAUUCUGAUUGUUGUAAUAUGAUGACCGCUGAGUGUCUUUCAAUUAUGUUUUAAUUUAAAUAUUGUGUUGUGUGUGGAACCAGGUUUAUCAUUGGUUAUUGUCAUUUUUUAUUCUCUGUGGAAAAGAAGACCAUUGUGACAUUCAUAUUAUGAUAAUGGCCCCUGUGAUAGGCUGGCAGGUCAGGAGGAAAGCGGUAUGUGCUACCAAGGUGGUGUCGCAAGGCCUGCCUGUAGUCUCUCAGCUCUUGCCCAGGAUUUCUCGCCUGAAUUUAUAUAUCUGAUUGGCAGGCGACACAUGUGCAGCAAUGAGCAUGAUGAUUGCGAUGAUAAUGUUCUUUUUCAUCGUCAUGAUAAUAGCCAGUUUUAUAGCAAAUUUUUGCUAUUUUCACUCAUUUUUGUUAUUUCUCCACCAUGGACAAUACCUAACUUUUUGUAACUAUAUGGAUUUUUAUGCGUGUUUGGUGAAGCAUUUUCUAAUUUUUGUAAGUAUGGAGUAACUGUGGCAGUGACGGUGGGGUUUCCAGUCUCCGCGGUAGGUUAAGCUUGUGGGUAGCGACAGGCAUAAUGUGUGCCGCUCCCGAGUGCCAUCCGUGGACCACAGAGUCAUGACCCCACUUGCCACCUAGACUUAGUUUUAAUUUUUGUUGCCCUUAUACAUUUUUAUGUUUUAUAAAAUAACAUGAAAAAUAUUUAAAUAUGUUUUUUAAUGUUGUGUGGAAAUUUUGUGAAUGGGUAGUCACCAAGAUUUUUCUACAUUUUCUUACUUUGAUACAAGCGCGGUCCACUGUGUACGUGAAGCCGCUCAUGCCUUGUGUUUGGACUCCUUUUGUACACUGAGGUGAGGUACAUAGCGCUGUACAGCAGUGUGACCUGUUCCAUGUUCAUUUAAUCUGUAGCUUACCAAUAAACCUGUUUACUUAC